AUGACAAAGGCCCUCAUCGCCAUUACUUCCGCCCACGCUCCGUUGUAUCCGGACGGCAAAGAAACUGGUCUCUUCAUCACCGAGGCCCUCCAUCCAUUUGAGGUGUUCCGCAAGUUUGGGUUCGAGGUUGAUCUUGUGUCUGAGACGGGCACCUAUCAGCCUGACUGGCUGUCGCAGCAGAAAGAUUGGCUGUCUGACGAGGAACGGGCUAUCUGGGAAGAUCAUACCAGCGAGUUUCGAUCCAAGUUGGAUAAACUUCUGAAGCCCAGCGAUAUUGACCCCGCUCAGUAUACCAUCUUCUUCGCCUCAGCUGGCCAUGCUUCGCUGAUCGAUUAUCCCAAUGCAAAGGGCUUGCAAUCCAUUGCCGCAAAGAUGUACAGCAAUGGUGCAAUCAUCUCCGCAGUAUGCCAUGGUGGUGCAAUCUUCCCGGGGAUUAUUGACCCAUCUACUUCCAAGUCCAUUAUUUCUGGUAAAAAAGUUACAGGUUUCACCACGCGGGGUGAAGAGGAGGAAGGCGUCCUAGACACCAUCAAGAGCUGGGACCGGCCCACGAUUGAGUCGUCAGCCGCCAGCGCAGGAGCAACAUAUGUUUCACCUCCAGGGCCAUGGGAUGCUUUUGCCAUCUCAGACGGACGUAUUGUUACCGGCGCCAACCCAGCUAGUGCUACCGCCACGGCUGAAGAGGUUCUCAAGGUGUUUCGCACGCUUUAA
Pochonia chlamydosporia 170 is the source of this 711-nucleotide messenger RNA. RefSeq names its product chaperone protein HSP31. Bases 1 to 711 code for a protein of 236 amino acids. The transcript has 5 exons. The record is from RefSeq and is a predicted model, not a curated record. Gene Ontology annotation, molecular function: glyoxalase III activity. NCBI's taxonomy places the organism in Eukaryota, Fungi, Ascomycota, Sordariomycetes, Hypocreales, Clavicipitaceae.